AUGGCGGUGGAGCCUUGUCGCCUGCACGGUACGAUCUGGCCGAUGGAUGUUCAGAGCGCCUGCUUGCAGCCUGAGCCUGACUUUGAUUUUCAGGACUUUCGUGAGGCGGUGGAUAGCUUCAUAUGCGAUCCAGCCUCUCUGAUGCCACCUCUGCUAGACCCUGCUGAUUUCUCUUUCCCUGUGGAUGAUGGAAGACCAUUCAGCCCUUGCUUUGAUCCCUCAGUGCAGAUUGAUCCUGCCUCACACACAAAUGCAGAAAACGUAUCUUUCAUUGAGCAGUACUGGAAGGACUUGGCAGACCAUAACCAGAAGGCACUAGGGGAUGCACUUGAAGAAAACAGUCAGCUCCAAGUGACGCUGAGCCAAAAGCAAGAAGAAAUUGUAUCCCUGAAGGAAAGGAAUAUACAACUGAAGGAACUAGCCAGUCAAGCAAAACAGCUUGCCUCUGUGCUGGAUAAGCUGAUGAUCCCGCAAUGCAGAGAACGCGCAGACGUCUCCCUCGGCAAUGGCAACAACAAGAGAUGCCUCAAUGAGAUGUCCGUCGCUGAGCAAGAGGAUGACAUGGAAGUGCAUGACAUUUUGCGGGAAAUAUCAGGCAAGUGCAAUGCAGCCUUGCAGUGCAUUGACGACAGAGGCCCAAAGCGCCAGCGUGGGGAGAAUGAUACUGUCCAGAUGUAUGGAGCUUUCCGAGGGUUGCAGACCUGCAGCAAUCAUCACUCCUUGGACUUGAGUGGAAGUGAACUGGAGGAAGAGGCGUCCUUCAGGACAUCCAUCCAAGAGCAUAGUAAUAUCCGAACCUUGGCCUUUCCUCAGGGCAAUGCGUUUACUGUCAGGACAGUUACUGGAGGCUAUAAGUUUAGAUGGGUCCCCAGCUGAUUAAAGAAGGAAGCAAUCAGCUAACUACACUUGCCUCACUUUCCAGUGACCUCUCGCCAAAGUUCUUCUAAUGGUCCUGCUUCCAAGGGUUUCUGCUCACAUGCUCCGUACAUUGUCCACUACUGCUA
Messenger RNA from Pogona vitticeps (central bearded dragon), 1004 nucleotides. NCBI's taxonomy places the organism in Eukaryota, Metazoa, Chordata, Lepidosauria, Squamata, Agamidae. The record is from RefSeq and is a predicted model, not a curated record.